UGUCUAAAGCUCAGUUUUAUCAGCAAACCUUUAUUUUCGCCUUUCUGCAAAUCAGCUGUGUGUCGAACUCAGGAGCAAACCUAUAUCGUCUCCUGCCUUUUUUAAAUCAAUUGUGUGUCAAAAUCAGCAACAUCAAGUGUACGACAGUUCGUGCAUCGUCGGCCAACUGAGAACAAUGGGGUCGAGCAAUCGGCCCUUAUCAUCAUGGCCGUCACUAGCUACUUUAAUUGCUACUCUGGCUGUUGUGAGCCAAGGCGUGGAGAUGCCGAAGAUGGAUGCGCAUGCGUCGUUGACCUUCUGUGAGAUUCAUGUACUUCCUCGAGGAUAUAUUUGCAAAGAGCAGGAGGUAUAUUCGGAGGAUGGUUACAUGCUUAGUCUGCAUCGGGUUAUACUUCGGGGAAGCCUGGAAAAGUCUGUGUGGGAAUGGCUAGAGCUGGAGCUCCGACAUAAUCACAAACACCAGGGGCCCUUCCCUUGGUUCAAGAAAGCACGCCCAGCUCCUGAGGCUGUACCCUCGGACACAAGUCCUAGCAGCAGGUCAGAAAUUCCACCAUUUCCAAGUCCUCCUCCUUCCUCCUUCUCGCCUCCAGGUGAAGGCACAUAUAGAGGAUCAUCUCCGCCGCCGUCCUCCUACUCUCCACCUGGUGGCUAUGGAGGUCCGAGCCUUCCGUCCUCCUCCUCGCCUCCAAGAGAAGGAGCAUAUGGAGUACCAUCUCCGCCAUCGUUUUCCUCCUCUCCACCUGGUGGAUAUGGAACUCCUACUCCUUCUGCGUUCUCCCCAUCAGGCGCAAGCACAUAUGGAGGAUCGAACUCAGCUCCAUCGUCCUACUCUCCCCCGGCAGCCGCUGGUUAUGGGGCACCCAGUUCCACCGGUUCUAGGAACUCACCACCAAGUGCCGGUACAAUAGGAGCAAGAUCUCCAUCUCCCACGUCCAUCAACCCUCCUCCUGCCGCUGGCGGAUAUGGAGCACCGAGUCCUGCUAGUACGGGGAAUUACGGAGAGGGAUCGUCAGCACCAUCAACAUCUGCUCUCUCCCCACCACCUGGUGGAUCCGGAUACGGAGGCUCACCUCCAUCGUCAACGAGCUCCCCACCGACCGGGUCAGGACGAUCUACUUCCAGUUCCAGUGCUGAAUGUCCACGUGGCUUGUCCUCGCCGAACAUUGCAAGGAGGGGACUUACUAGCAGCGAUGGCCGAGAGCAACCUCGGACUCGAACCAGAACUCGACCAGAACCCGGUUCUGCUCAUGCACCACGAGCUUCUCAACGGGGACACCUGGUUCACGCACGUGGCCACGGAGAACGACACUCUCCUCCCGCUCAGGCUCGUGGACCAGGGCUUCGAUGUUUGGAUCGGUCACGAGCGGGCGACGCUCUGGAGCAUCGGAAGCUAACUCCCAACAACUCCCAACGAUGCUGUACGUGCAACACGAUCCUCUCGGCGUACUGGAACUGGACUUGGGAUCAGCAUGUAGAGCACGACGUUCCGAAGCUGCUGACAUACAUCAGCGACGAGACUGGCUCCAGAGUGCAUUACGUCGGUGUCUCUCUGAGCGCUGCAGUCGGAGCAGCCGCAGCCACGAACGCGGGCGUCGCCACUCUCAUGAAAACUCUGACUCUGAUAGCUCCCGCCGUCUAUCGGGGAAAGACUACUUCAGAGUUACUGCAAGCCUGGGAUCCUAUUCUAUUUCCCUCGGCUUUUGGCACGAGCGACGACGAAUGGCACGACCGCAGGCUCGGUGCGUUCAACUUUCCGAGGGAGUUUCAUCUAGAUGCCAUUCCAUUGACCAGCCCCGCUAUUCAUCUGCGGUUCGCCAUCUCGGCCCCGAGUGCUGUCUGGGUCCGAGUGUGCUCUCGCUCGCCAAAAGGAAUCUCCACGAAUACAUUUCAGCACUUCGACUACGGGUCCGCAGCCUUCAAUGCCCUGGCAUACGAGGGCAAAACCGACCCUCCGACUUACGAGCUGAAAGAUAUGCCCGGCGACCUGCCGAUGUUAGUGGUGUACGGAGGGCAGGAUUUAUACUCGCCUCCCGAAGGUGUGCUCGAAUUUAUGAGCUUGACACAGUCUAUGCCCUAGUCAGUGUACCUGCCUCACUACGCACAUUUCGACCUAUCACUAGCCUGCACCGAGCGGACAUUAUCAAUAGAACUUGCAAAUGUAAGCUGUAUCUUCGAAAACAUACUGAUUGAUCUAAAUCAGUAUGUUUUCGAAGAUACAGCUUGAACCUUUAGAGCUGUCACCCGAGGCUUCAGAGCAACGUCUCCUUCUGUCAACCGCAAAAUCAACUGCUUUUGAAAUUUUUCCUUAACCAGAAUCGUUAGAUAUCCUCUCAACCGUUUUCAUGAAGUCCAGAUCUGGUGCAAGAAGUAUACCUUGCCGUUUGACCGCUACUAGCCGUAAACAAAUGUCUCUUCAUCCUCCAUGGCGAGCUUGAGAUGGAUCGGUCCAAAAUACGCCUGCAUUGGAAUUACUAAUCGUUCUAAAACAUGGAUAGCAUUUCAAAUAUUUUGAACCAAGGAAAUCUUGAAGUGGGUGUUUGUUCCUUCAGAGUGAAUUCAGCUGCUGGAAUCUCCUGGAUCUAAACUCGGUUUGCGGACCGAGAACCGUGUGUGAAUU
Molecule: messenger RNA, 2617 nt
Organism: Marchantia polymorpha subsp. ruderalis
Lineage: Eukaryota; Viridiplantae; Streptophyta; Marchantiopsida; Marchantiales; Marchantiaceae
Source: the annotation of a GenBank genome assembly